Kluyveromyces lactis is the source of this 1764-nucleotide messenger RNA. RefSeq lists its product as uncharacterized. The coding region runs from base 1 to 1764 and encodes 587 amino acids. NCBI's taxonomy places the organism in Eukaryota, Fungi, Ascomycota, Saccharomycetes, Saccharomycetales, Saccharomycetaceae. Gene Ontology annotation, biological process: glycerophospholipid biosynthetic process. The transcript has a single exon. The record is from RefSeq and is a predicted model, not a curated record. Gene Ontology annotation, cellular component: mitochondrion.
AUGAUCAAUUCCGCGAAGACUGAUAAAAUUACCCAAAAGAUAAAUGACUUGUCUUUUGACGAGAAGGACAACACUCUGAUCGAUUCUACGAAUCCUGCUCCAUUCCCUGGCGCUCAAGAGAGUGCCGCCCAGCAUCCUACCGCUACUCCAUCCAAUAAUAAAGAACCAAAACCAAGAACGAAAUCAUUUUUGAACAACGACGGGAUUGACCAACUAACGCCGGUCACGAGGAAAAAACGUGUUUCGUCCCUUUCCCUUUCGGACCAAUGGUCUGCUUCGCAGGGCGGAAUUGCACCAUUGACGUCAAUGACCCCGCUAAAUACCGCCGAAGGUAGCAAUGGUCAAAACGGUAGUAGUGGAGCCGCAGGCGCCCAAUCUGCUUCUGCCGACGCUGCUGCAGCUGCCGCUGCAGACUCCCGUUCUGUAGGAAUAUCCCGCUCAUCUUCUGUACGUACGAAACGUGAAGUGAUCGACCAUGAACGUGUUGCGUCAUAUGCAUUCGCAUUCGAUAUCGACGGUGUCAUCGUUCGUGGUCCAGAAACUAUCCCAGAAGCUCGCCAGGCGCUUCGUUUACUAAAUGGGGAUAACAAAUACAACAUUAAAGUCCCAUACAUUUUUAUUACCAACGGUGGUGGGCGUUCGGAACGCGCGCGUUGUAAGGACUUGUCUAAGAGACUAGGUAUCACUGUGACCGAAGAUCAGGUUAUUCAAGGUCAUACUCCAAUGAAGGAUUUGGUCCCAGUUUACAAGAACGUGUUGGUCGUUGGUGGUGUCUUGAACUCUUGUCGUGAUGUCGCUAAGGGUUACGGAUUCGAAAAUGUUUAUAUCCCAAUUGAUAUCAUGAAAUGGAAACCAAGUGUGACCCCAUACUAUACACUCAGUGACGAGGAGAAAGAAGCAGCCGUCGAUGCAGAUUUCUCAAAGAUUAGCAUUGAUGCCAUUCUUGUCUUCGCUGAUUCCAGAAAUUGGGCCGCUGACCAGCAGAUCAUCUUAGAAUUACUUUUGUCCAAGAACGGUGUCAUGGGUACCGUUUCCGAGACCGCAGACGAGGGUCCAGGUUUGUACUUCGCUCACUCGGAUUUCGUUUGGGCCACAGAUUAUGGUUUGAGUCGUUAUGGUAUGGGUGCUUUACAAGUGUCCAUUGCUGCAUUGUACCAGGAGCAUACUGGUAAAGAAUUACAAGUGACACGUUUCGGUAAACCUCAACGUGGUACCUUUAGAUUCGCAGAAAAAGUGUUGAGUAAAUGGCGUAAAAAUACAUUGGAAGAACAUGUUGAACAAUUAGGUAUUUCUUUCCAAAAGCAGCAGAAAACUUUACAGCAACAACAACAGUCCAGCGAUUCGCCAUUCGGACCUGAUUCAGAAACUGAUCAAGAAACCGAUCUCACUUCAACCGAGGACGAUGACGAUUUGGAAGAUGAUGAAGAUGACGAAGGUAUCGUUAUCAACAAGACUUCCUCGGUACUUUUGGAUCUUCCCCCAGCAUCUACUGUGUACUUCGUUGGUGAUACUCCAGAAUCAGAUAUCAGAUUUGCUAACUCGCAUGACUCUUCUUGGUACUCUAUCCUUGUCAAGACUGGUGUCUACCAAGAAGGUACCACUCCUAAAUACAAGCCAAAGCAGAUUUGUGAAAAUGUUUUGGAAGCUGUUCGUUUCGCUAUUGAACGUGAACACCAAAAAGAAUUGCAAGAAUGGAAUCACUCUGCUGAAGUUUCAGUUCCUGUCGUGAAGGAAGAAACUGAAACCGUUAAAAAGACCAAUUGA